AUGAUACUGACACUUCGUAGACGUCUUACCAUUGCAUUCUUUAUCCCACAGAUCAAUAUCUAUGCAGAAAAAGUACACGCUUACGAAUGCGGCUUUGACCCUAUAGCUAUAGAAGGCCCAACACCAGUUUCAGCUCUACUUCACUCCAGCACUAUAGUAGUAGCAGGAAUCUUCCUACUAAUUCGAUUUUAUCCCCUAACCUCAAAUAACAACUUAAUACUAACACUAAUAUCAUGCCUAGGCUCUCUCACAACACUAUUCACUGCCAUUUGCGCACUCACCCAAAAUGACAUCAAAAUCGUAGCAUUCUCAACAUCAAGCCAACUAGGACUAAUAAUAGUCACCCUAGGAAUUAACCAACCAUUUCUAGCCUUCCUCCACAUCUGCAACCAUGCCUUCUUCAAAGCUACAUUAUUCAUAUGUUCCGGGUCAAUUAUCCACAGCCUAAACGACGAACAAGAUAUUCGAAAAAUAGGUAACACCAUAAAUUUACUCCCCUUCACCUCAUCCUGCCCAAUCAUUGGAAGCUUGGCACUAAUUGGCAUGCCUUUCCUCACAGGAUUUUACUCAAAAGAUGCAAUCAUCGAAUCCAUAAACUCUUCUUAUACCAACGCCUGAGCCCUCUUAAUCACACUAAUCGCCACAUCCAU
Psammomys obesus (fat sand rat) is the source of this 650-nucleotide messenger RNA. RefSeq names its product NADH-ubiquinone oxidoreductase chain 5-like. Gene Ontology annotation, biological process: ATP synthesis coupled electron transport; electron transport coupled proton transport. NCBI's taxonomy places the organism in Eukaryota, Metazoa, Chordata, Mammalia, Rodentia, Muridae. The record is from RefSeq and is a predicted model, not a curated record. Gene Ontology annotation, molecular function: NADH dehydrogenase (ubiquinone) activity.